Molecule: messenger RNA, 10308 nt
Organism: Chrysemys picta bellii (western painted turtle)
Lineage: Eukaryota; Metazoa; Chordata; Testudines; Emydidae
Gene: RIMBP2
Product: RIMS binding protein 2
Biological process (GO): neuromuscular synaptic transmission
Molecular function (GO): protein binding
Source: RefSeq, a predicted model, not a curated record
GCGGUUCUGUAAACUAAAUUUAGCAGUGACCAGAAGGUGUUACCAUCCAUUCCAAGGGCUGUUCAGUGACCUGCAUGAAACUGAUUGUUCCUCUCCUCCAGUUCUUAAUGGGCAACUAUCCACCAACACUAAUUUGCACACUUUUUGAUCAGUCUGAGUCACAUGGACUGGAGGGACAUAAAGACAACAGUAGAGGCUUAAUCCAUGUAGGUCCGAGUUGAUGCAAUUGAUGAGGAAGCUGAGGAAGUGAUGACUGAUUAUAAUAGUACUGCAUAAUGAUCAAGUGGGCAGCUCAGAGCUGUCAGUUGGUAAUUUUGGCUAAGCACUACAACAUGCAAAUUCCUUCUGACUUUUUGUAGAGCUAUAGUAUCUUUAUGUAUGCACAGCAGACAGGGCCUUCUGCUCUCAGAUGAAAGACUCCUGUUAACUGCAUGGAAUUUAUUUAUUUGUAUUACUAUAGCACCUCAGAUGCCCAGUCAUGGGUCAGGGACUUGAUGCAACUUAGAUGAAUGACAUUCAACCUUGCUGGGAUCUGUAGCUCGGCUUCCAGAUAGCCUUUGUCAUUUCAGAUCACUGAGGGUCAGAUUCUGAUGCACUUAAUCUGAUUGAACAAUGUUUAGUCUAUGAAAACAUCACAUUGAGUUCCAUGGGAUGUCCAGCAGACAAAGGUACUAUUAUAUGCAACAUGAGUAAAGGUAUCUCACUCUGGCCAUAAAUCACACUAUCAGUUAGGGCUGUUAAACUAGCAGGUGUUGUGGGUGCCAAGUUCCCUAGUUAGAAAAGCACAAACUCUGUGGCUUGAAAUACUUCUCUUAUGUGAGGUUCUUCAGAGGAACAGUUUCAUUAUGCUUACAAACAGGAACUGGGGCACAGAGAUCAAGGUCAAAAUAUGCACUAAUUUUGGUACCCUCUCAUCUCGCCAGGGUGUUGAGAAGAUUGAUAAAUAUUUGAGUGCUGUACAAAAGCCCAUAAUGAAAUUAAUAAAUGAUCUUCAGAGUAGAAUUUGAGUAGUGUACAGUAAAUGAGGCCUGGGGCCAUCCAUUGCACACAAUUCUCAUUAAGUGAACACUAGCCAUCCUGAACGAGGCAGGGCCUUAUGGGGAAAAAAUAGUAUGUAAGCAUGUAAUUAAAGAUUGUGUUCAUAAUAAUGAAUAUGUACAAGCAGGUUGAAUUAAGGUUGCAGAGGCAACCUUAAUUCUGGCUUUUCCUAACUCUUGAAUGCUUGACUUUGCAACUUUUAAUAAUGUUGUUUUAAUCUGUUUGGUGUGUAAUACAAUUAAUGGAGUUGAAUCAUAAGAAUUUAUUACUGUGUGAAUGCAGAAAUGUAUUGGCACCGGAACAGAAUGCUGGUAGCUAAAGAUAGAGUAUUUCUGCCCACUAGUGGUGACUUUCAAACCAGACAUUAACAGUGUUAUACAUAGAAGUUUUCCUUAAUGGUAGGAGAAAUACAUUAUUUUCUUUAAAAAGAAAAGAUAACUUACUUCUUCUCUCAGCCAAAAGGGCUAAAUAUCUGCUUAGCCAGGUCUCAUUUAUGCCAGCUACUGAACACUGUCAGAGAAGCCACUGUAUGCACUGUACUUUUGAGUUCAGAUGUGCACCAGGGGCAUCCUCUCCCUUAGUCUGUGCACUUCAAAGGGGGGUGCUGCCUUUAUUGGCACUUUGCGGUUCUGAUGUGCGCUAAAAUACACUUUCCCGUGAAAUCACUCUCAAGAUGAAAAUACAAGAUUAAUAGCACAAUCUUGUGUCUACAUUAAAGCUAUUUCUCCUUGGUGUCAGAAAUAGUAUAUGAAAGUAGUGGUUUUGAACUUAGCGUUCAGUUAGGCUAAACUGUCAUCUCACUGAAAAGGGUUGAGUGACUGGCAGAAAUGUCAGAGCUGGGGAGUAAUGUUUGCUUUUCUUCAAAGGUUUGUGCUACCAAACCAAACAUGAUACUCAAAAUUGUUUAUUGUUCAUACAGGCAUUUCUGUGGUGCUCCUCAUUACAGUGCAUCUGUGGAAGAGUACAAGAAAUUAAAACAAAUGGACUAGGGAAAAUACUUGAACUAUAUUCUUUUAAAAAUCAACAUUAAUAGUCUCUUUUGCUUCACUUUGUGCCCUAUGUUACAAAAUUUGAACAGCCAGAUCUUUAGGCAUUAACGUUAAGUUACAGUCAGCAACUUUUUUUUGCUCUGUGGGAAUAAAGAAUGCAUAGCCACUUUCAUAUUCAAGAUAUUUAAAUGCACAAUCCUGCAAAUGUACACUUGAGGAACUUUACUCAGGUGUAUAGUUCCAAGGAAGUCAGUAGAAUACUCUUAUCAUGUUAUUCAGGUAAGUAUGUAUUUAAGUGUAAGGUUGUACUUGAAUUUGAAUAUUGGUUGUUGCAACAUCUGUACUAACAAAUGCAGUAGUUACGCGCUUUACUUCUUUCAUAUGGCAAGAAAGGUGACUAGCAACAUUCAAAUAACCAAGUCCAGAUUAGUGAGUCACUGGUGGCUUUGGGAGUGGCUUGAUUCAAACCUGAGAUGCCACUCGCAAAUGACUGAAUCUGGCACUGACUUACAAUAUGGUCCCUAAUUUGCAACUGGCAUCCAGUCACAUGCAUUGUCUUACACGUCUGGAAGAUGAAAGAGAUGACAGCACCUGCCAUGCAAUGUUCUAAAAUGGUUCAAUUCAGACCAUUAUUUUCAGACUAGGUUGAAGCUUGGAAGUUCUUUUGUAUGGUCUGCAAUCAGAUAUUUGUUUGGGACAUUACCAUUAUCCUAGAAUUCUUUACAGCGUGCCUCAGGAUUGAAUGAGAAUGCUUUAACAGCUUUAUCCCAAUCCCAAAAAGGCUUGUGAGAUUCAGAUAUGCUCACAGCAUGGGAUGUUUGAAUCUGGCUAAUUUGUAAGAGAACAUUAACUAGAACACAAGUCUUAUGCCGUAGUUUUUAUUUGGAAAAUACAUUAGGUACCUGUACACAUUGUAUUACGCUCUGACAGAAACACGUUUGGGGUGAGACUUGAAACUUCCUCCUGGAUGGAUACCAGCAACUAUUACAUCUUUCAUCUAAAGGCAACAGCUUUUCCAAUGAAGCAUCCCUUUAGUACUGCACUGCAGUGUUUUCAGGGAUGUAAUCACAAUAAAAUAAAGGGGAAAUCCAGCCAGUGGUGACGGUAGAAUGGCUGAAUGGGGAUGUGUGGAGUAAGCAGACUUGUUUCCCACUUGAAAUUUAUCAUUCUUAAAGUGCCAUCAUUGAUAUUGUUCCUUUGACAAACAAGCACAAAAUGGGAAUUGAAGCACAUUUACUUUGGACGUUCUUCAAACUACAGUUAACUAAUAUCAAAUGUACUCUGAUGUGUUCUUGUGACUCGUAUGUCUUUCUAAAAAUAAUCAUGGCACUCUUCCUCCUACUCGGGUCAGUGGGUCAGUCUUUGCACCUGUGAAGCAACUCAAACUUUUUUGUCAUGUACAGUGAUUGGCUCUUCAGUUACAUAGUGCCAGUCACAGACUAUUUUGGGUAACGCUAUCAAACAUGCAGCGUCUGAAUCUGCAAACAGCAAUCUGGGUUGAAGACCAGAUAAUCUGAGGAAUAUACAAUAGAAUCUCAGGUGUGCAAGAAUAAAAGUGCUUCUUCGAUAGAUUAUUUUUCCCCCCAAAAGAAAAAAGAAUGGAAAUAGAGAAGAGCAUCAACCAUGAUCUGGAUCAUGGCAAUGCUGUCCUUGAAUCCCCCAAGGUCUCUCAGUCGGUUCCAAAAGUGGAAAAAUCCUCAAGCAAACAGCAGGAGGAGGUUAAACCGCCCAAAACAGACAGCAGGGAAGCAAAAGAAACUUCAGUGAAGCCUCCAAACCGCAGACCUGAGGCCAGGACCUCAGAGAAGAUAAGUGCCUCUAUGUCUGUCCAGAAGACCAAGGACAGAAGUCCUUCAGCUUCUUCAUCAUCCUCCACCGCCUCAAGAACUACUACCAAAACGUUUCCUUUAAAGCACAAAACACGCUCAGUGAAUGUGAAGUCCUUGCAACCUCCAAACACUAACCAUUAUUCCCAUGGUAUCAAAGAUCUGGAGAUCCGCCUGCUGCAAGUGGAGUGUGAAGAGCUCAAAAACCGACUAGGGUGCUUGAGGGAAGGGCUGAUGGGUCAGAAGCCAAGUGAUAUGGAGGAGUUAUUGAAACAGUCUCAGAAGGAGCUAUUGUGGCUUCAGAGGCAGCUGUCCUUCAUCGCUACAGGAGGACCUACAUGCAUUUUGUCAGCUAGCCAGUUUAGAAAUGAUCUACCAUAUUUGCAACCUGCAGUGCCACUGAAAACAUUAGAGCGGAUCCAAUUUUUAGAAGAGAAAACCCAGAUUUUUCAAUCUAAUGUCACGACACUAACUCAAGAGAAUCAUCACUGGAGAUUUUUAGAAAAUGAACUGAAGGAUGCUGUGCAAGAGAAGAAUCGCUUGAGCCUUCAAUAUGCUAGUCUUUCCCACAAGGCACUGCAAUAUGACCAGGUGAAAUCAGACUAUGUUCAGCUUAGAGAAACCCUCACCAUAGUGACCAAAGAACGAGAUUUGGCUGUGAAGGAGAAACACCAGCUCCAAGCCAAGCUGGAGAACUUAGAGCAGGUCCUAAAGCAUAUGCGAGAGGCUGCUGAACGGCGGCAACAGCUGGAAUUAGAGCAUGAGCAAGCCUUGGCUGUCCUCAACGCAAAGCAGCAGGAAAUUGAACUCCUGCAGAAGGCUCAGGUUGAAGCAAAGAAAGAACAUGAAGGUGCAGUUCAGCUGCUAGAGAACACCUUGGACAGCAUGCAGGCCAAGGUACGAGAGCUAGAGGAGAAAUGUCGGACGCAGAGCGAACAGUUUAACCUCCUCUCCAAGGAACUGGAGAAGUUUCGGCAGCAAGCUGGAAAGAUUGAUCUCUUGAGCAGUAACUCGGUGGCAUCCUCAGAUGUCCUUGGCUCCCCUAGUAAAUCUCUGUCCCAGUUAAUGAACGGAAUAGCCACCUCCAUAGGCAGAGGUAACGAAAGCCCCUCUGGAAGUCGUUGUGUGAUUUCGGAGUUUAUACGACCCCUGCAGAUAUCUGGUGACAAACCAGAACAGUUGUCCGUCAAACCUACUUUUCUGUCCAGGUCAAGAUCCGGCAGCCCAAGAUGCAGAUUUGAUUCAGACAUGGAUAAUGAACGGAAUUCCAAUACCUCAAAGCAAAGAUAUUCUGGGAAAGUCCAUCUUUGCAUCGCCCGUUAUAGUUACAACCCGUUUGAUGGACCAAAUGAAAAUCCAGAAGCAGAGCUCCCCCUUACAGCAGGAAAAUACCUCUAUGUGUAUGGAGACAUGGAUGAAGAUGGCUUCUAUGAAGGUGAACUUCUAGAUGGACAAAGAGGACUGGUCCCUUCAAACUUUGUGGAUUUUGUUCAAGAUAAUGAGUCCCGUUUGUCAAGCACCGUAGGCAGCGAGCAGGAUCAGAAUUUUAUCAACCAUUCGGGUCAUGCUUUGGAAGGAGAUAGUCUAUUGGAGCUCAAUCCGCCGAGUCACAUAGAGUCCAGUGUAAUCAACAAUGGCACGGGAACUCUUGAUAUGAACAUUGAUGAAAUUGGAGAAGACAUUGUGCCUUAUCCUAGAAAAAUCACCCUUAUUAAACAACUAGCCAAAAGUGUUAUUGUGGGCUGGGAGCCACCAGUAGUGCCACCUGGAUGGGGAACCAUUAACAGCUACAAUGUCCUGGUUGACAAAGAAAUACGGAUGAAUGUGUCCUUUGGAAGCAGAACUAAAGCUCUUAUAGAAAAACUUAACAUUGCUACUUGCACAUACCGAAUAUCAAUUCAGAGCAUUACGAGUAGGGGUAACUCAGAUGAGCUACUAUGCACUUUGUUAGUUGGGAAGGAUGUAAUUGUAGCACCCUCUCAUCUUAAGGUGGACAACAUAACCCAGAUUUCCGCUGAGCUGUCCUGGCUUCCUACCAAUAGUAAUUACAGUCAUGUGAUCUUUCUGAAUGAAGAAGAGUUCGACAUUGUCAAGUCUGUUAGCUACAAGUACCAGUUUUUUAAUUUGAAGCCCAACAUGGCCUACAAGGUGAAGGUCAUGGCAAAGCCCCAUCAGAUGCCCUGGCAGCUUCCUCUGGAGCAACGGGAAAAAAAGGAAGCCUUUGUGGAAUUUUCUACAUUGCCAGCAGGUCCUCCAGCUCCACCUCAAGAUAUUACCAUACAGGCUGGGUCCACACCAGCUACUAUACAGGUGUCCUGGAAACCACCAACCCUUACAUCCACAGGGACCUCCAACGGAGCAAACGUUACUGGCUAUGGUGUUUAUGCAAAAGGCCAAAGGGUGGCAGAGGUGAUCUUUCCAACAGCAGAGAACACCUUCGUGGAGCUCAUGAGAAUACGGAACGUAGAAGCUAAGGAAGUUACCGUGAGAACACUUUCCGCACAAGGGGAAUCUGUGGACUCUUGCGUUGCUGCCAUUCCACCUGACCUAUUGGUGCCUCCAAUCCCUCACCCUCGGACUGCUCCCAAAUCGAAGCCAUUAGCAAGUGCCGGGGCCCCAGAUACCAAAGAUGAACAUUUAGGUCCACGUUUAAAAAUGGAUGAGUCGUGGGAGCAGACUCGUUCAGCAUCCCCCAUUCAUGGACACACAUUGGAGCCUCCUACCCCCAACUUUCAAAGCCCGCUUCAAGGAAGGAGGUCUCCCUCGCCUAAUCGAAUACUCCCUCAGCCGCAAGGCACACCCGUCCCGAACACUGUUGCUAAAGCCAUGGCGAGAGAAGCUGCCCAGCGGGUUGCAGAGAACAACAGGAUGGAGAGAAGGAGUGUGUUUAGCGAAAGGAGUAAUAUGGCACAUUAUGCAAACUCAGAUGAGGAGGAAGACGGCUACGAUUCUCCCAGCAUUAAAAGAAGAGGGGCUUCUGUCGACGAUUUCUUAAAAGGCUCAGAGCUUGGAAAGCAGCCGCACUACUGCCAGGGUGAGGAGUACCAUACGGAGAGCAGUAGGGGCUCCGACUUAUCCGAUAUCAUGGAGGAAGAUGAAGAAGAGCUGUACUCAGAAAUGCAGCUGGAGGAUGGAGGAAGAAGACGAGUCAGUGUAACAUCACACAACACACUCAAGGAAUGCUCAAAGAAUAGGACCACUGAAGCCGCUUUUUUGGAACGGCCUGACUUUUCACAGCAGAUACACCACAGUAAAAAGCUUUUCAGUAUCCCAGAAGUAGCCGAAGAGGAUGUUGAAUAUUCUGAACUAUUGCACAAACAGGGUUUUGGUACGCCCUAUAAAAUGAAACCUAUGGUAGCUAGCUGCACUAGACCACUUAGACCCUACAAUCAAGACAAACAGCACAACUUCUGGUACCCAGCCAAGCACAGAAUUUCAGGCAUGGAGGAUUUUGCUUCAGAAGACAAAGGAUAUAACUACAGUAGAUCCUUAACGAGAAGCCCUGACAGCGGACUAGACUGUGGAAGUGAGGAAGAAGAAUCUCGUUUUAAUUUCAGAAAUGCUUAUGAUUUGAUUUCUGCCAAUGUUGCGCCUAGCUGUUGUGCAGAGACAGAUAACUGUUCAUGCAGAAAAAGCACAAAGCCAUUGCUUGCUCGCAGGAAAACUUUAACCAGGCAAAGCAGCAUUGAAGAAGACUUCGAUGACCUGGGUCCUUCCUUUAUAGAGCCCAGAAGUGAGGAGGCCAAGCCCAGUUAUGAGAGAAAGUCUGAGACUCAAAAAUGCAAUAGAACAGAUCAUUUGACUAGCAAAGAUGUUCAGCGAGUCUGGAAGAUCAACUUACAAGUGAAUGACUCUAGGGCAGCUGUUCCACAUGCAGAGCCAUCCCACAGAGAUGCAGAAGACUCUCUGCUUUUAGGGAAUCCAUCAUCCACUGGACGACCUGACAGGGUGGAGCACAUGGGUCGAAGGUUGUCUCAUGCCAGUGCAGUCCCACAAAGGUCUCGACCAAUGUUGGUCCCUUCCAUUGAAAUUACAAUGGACAGUAACAGUGAAGGCGGUCGGUCUCGGUCAGGUAGUGAGGGAAAUAUUUCCCCUGUAAAAGAAGAAGCGUAUAAUCGCAGCACUGAUGGACACAGGAAAUGGUCACAGCAGCGUACCAUGGCCUCUGACUAUAGAUACGAUGGAUACUGUAGUCGGGACCAUCUUUCUCCAGAUAUUUAUGAAGAAUCAGAAACAGAUCCUGGCACAGAGGAUAUUUCUCCUCGAAUAUUUGUUGCCCUCUUUGACUAUGAUCCACUGACAAUGUCCCCCAAUCCUGAUGCUGCAGAAGAAGAGCUACCAUUUAAAGAAGGACAGAUCAUUAAGGUUUAUGGAGAUAAAGAUGCUGAUGGAUUCUACCGGGGAGAAACUUGCACAAGACUUGGCCUCAUUCCAUGUAAUAUGGUCUCUGAAAUCCAAGCAGAUGAUGAAGAAAUGAUGGAUCAGCUUCUGAAACAAGGGUUUCUUCCUCUGAAUACACCUGUAGAAAAAAUAGUCAACUGUGACCGUUUCAAAGAGAGCACACGCUCUGUACACCGCAGAUCCAGAAAGUCAAAAAGAGAAAGGAACAGAAGGAGUGGCAGACAGCAUUCUGUGUCAACACGGAGGAUGGUGGCACUAUACGAUUAUGAUCCAAGAGAAAGUUCUCCUAACGUUGAUGUGGAGGCUGAGCUUACCUUUUGUACAGGAGACAUUAUCACUGUCUUUGGUGAAAUAGAUGAAGAUGGGUUUUACUAUGGUGAGCUUAAUGGACAGAAGGGGCUGGUUCCUUCAAACUUUCUUGAAGAAGUGCCUGAUGAUGUAGAAGUCUAUCUUUCUGAUGCACCAUCACGAUAUGUUCAAGACACACCACUGCGUACAAAAGCAAAAAGGGUUCCUCCUGAGAAUACAGGUACAUCAAGGAGAGCACCAUCUCCCACAGUCCAUCUCCAUUCUGGGUCACCUACGUCAUCUAUGGGUUCUGGUAGUCCCGGGAGAGGCAGGGAAAUGUCCUCGAAAAAGAAAAAGGGGCUGCUUUCCAAAGGCAAGAAACUGCUGAAAAAGCUGGGUGCAGUGAAAUGAUUCAUUUACUUCUGGACAACUUGUAAAGCUUCCAAGCUAUGGUUUUUUUUUAAAAACAAAAAACUUCAAACUAGGGCUUUCAUGACUAUAAAGUACACCUUUACAGAACCUUUGCAUUUUUAACCCUUUCUAAACAUCAGAGAAUCAUGUGACUUGUUUGAUCAAAACAGCAAGAAAAAAAGAAGUGGAUUUGUUGCUACUAAAGAGCAAUGUUGUCAAUAUCUGUUUUUCUUUAAAAAUGAUUUUGGGGAAUUAAGACUAGAAGGAUAUCAUCUUUUUGUUUCAAGGCACCUCCACACCUCUAACUCUAUUGGAUAAAUCUCUGCCUUUAUUCUCCUUUAACUUUAGGGGAAGCAGUAAAAUCUUAUUUGAGCCCUCUUCAAAAAUGCUCACCCCAAACUAGCCUAACAUUUAUCUUAAACAAAAAUGGUCUUGAAACUCCUAGUUUACUCAGCCUUGAUGUUUUGCCUUAUUAAUACACAAUGAUUCGUACUGUCUAAAUAUACAGCGUAUACUUUGUAUGUACUGUGUAUUCAAAUGUCUCUUCAACCUCACAGACAUGGUAGAUUAAGAUCAAAUAAUGUGUUACUGACUCCAUUUAAUGUCUGAUGUAAUUUUUGGGAGGCUGAAAAUGUUGUGCAGGAUGCAUUUUUAAACAUUUGUAUGAGUUCCUUUAGCAAACAUUCAGUAUACUAACGUGAGGUAGCGCCUAAACUAUCCAGAGAAUGCACACACUGUUAAUAAUUCAAAAUCUUGUUUUAUAGCUCCUGGCGCUAGUGUGAAAGUUUCAGUAAACAGCCAGAAAACAAUAAUCUUUGCUCCCCAAGUGUUCUCUCUUGUGGAAGUGCAGUUUUAAGUUAAAAAUUAUUUUUCAUGUUAUAGAUGUCAGAAUCAAGAUAAAAUGCAUGUACUAGGUGCAGCAAUGAAAGAGGUGUAUGUUAUACACACAAGCUGUAGCUAGUUAAAAGGCUCUACCAUUAUAGUACAAAUCUUUCAAAACACUAAUUCUAAUAUUGGCUUCUUGAUUAAAACAAUCUUGCUGGCAGACAUUGGCAGUUACUAUUUUGUAAUUCUUGUCCAUUUGUAAAUUGUUUUUACUGUUUAUACAUACUUUUCAGACUGCCUUUCUUUUGUAAUUUAUGGAAGGUUUAUAAAUGAACGAUCAAAGCUUUCCCCAUUGUGUCUUCAAAGAAUUAUAAUGUAAAUUACUGUAAGAUACUACUGUGUGCUAGAGUUAUGAAAUUAAAGAAAACUACUGGCCUAAAUUUGUGGUAAAGUAUUGUGUGGGCGUGUGCAUGUGUACAGUUAUUCAUGUGUAAAAUAUUUUAUAUAAAUAAAUUUGAUAUUUUGUAGAA